Danio aesculapii is the source of this 4045-nucleotide messenger RNA. RefSeq names its product centrosomal protein 68 (gene cep68). Lineage: Eukaryota; Metazoa; Chordata; Actinopteri; Cypriniformes; Danionidae. The transcript has 7 exons. Bases 213 to 2279 code for a protein of 688 amino acids. The record is from RefSeq and is a predicted model, not a curated record.
UUCGUCCACCGCCUGGAUUCCUCAACAGCAGAGGUUUUGUUUGUUUAGUGUUAUCGUUUAUCUCUAAAUCAUUUGCACGUAGUUCGUUAAGGUAUCGAAGGUCUUUCCUCGUCCAAAACGUUGUCACUGUGGCCAAAUGAGGAACCACAGAAUCCGCAUGUGUUGCUGUGGCUCUCAGAGUUGACAAGGCCUUAUCAGACACCUCCUCACUAAUGGAGAACAAGAGCUAUGAGAGGUGGAAGUCCAGGAUCCCGGAGUAUAUCCGCAGUGGUCACUCUGGAACUCCCAGUUGCAGGACUGUUGAAAGGACAAGGCCUGCAAAAGUCCAGGAGACCAAGGACUCAGACAAAGAAAGUAGUGGCUGCAAAAAGACAGUCACAUUGGCACCUGUUUCCAGGUAUAUGACGAAUAAAAGCCUCUAUACCAUGAGAAAACCACUGAUCUCCACACAAUAUCAGAUGCCCAUCCUAAAGAACUCCUCCACACAUGAAGACUCAGAGAAGAUCAGUUACAAAGCAGAUUCCUCUCAAGAAAAGGACAGAGGUCUACCCGCGCAACCAUUCAGAAGUAAUAAAGAAGUUUCUACAUGUUAUAAAUCCUCUCCACCAUUAUCAAAAGAUGACCUUGAUUCUUCCAUGAACAUAUCAGACCUCAAAGGGUGGUCAUGUGACGAGGAUCCUAUUUUUAACACUUCAGCUGCCAAACGCAGUCUUUCCAGUCCGCCCUCUGCUUCUCUGAGCCUCACAGCACCCCCAGUGCCUAAGUGGACGUCCAGUCCUAGAAGCACUUCAUGCAUGUCCAACCAUGUAUCUCAUUUGAAGACAAAUGGAGGAACUAGAACAAGUGAGAUUAUGGAUAGAGGAAGAGAAUCUCUUAUUAACACCGGAUCUUCUCAGUAUUACAAUAAGAAUCAUCCUCAUGGGUUCAAACACAUGUCAGCCUACCAGGCCAACUAUUGGGCCUGUGCCAUCCCCAACUCUAUGCCACCCUCUCCAAAUCGUAAAUCCCCAAGCUGGGACCCUGACAAGGAAUACCAAGAGCUCCUAGACUACACGUACCCUCUGAAACCCAACAUGACUAGCACAUGGAGAUCAUCAGUGGUGGAUCAUCACUUGAGAACUGAUCCGCUGUUACAAGACUCGGGCAUAGAGUUGGACCGCUUUUGCAGCUCUUCCAGCUUGUCUUGCUUGGAUCUGUCCUAUACAGGGACUCGGCAGGGGCGACAUAGCCCAAGAACAAGCCAAAAGCUUGAAUUUCGACCUCUAAACCAAUCACAUUCAAAGUCCUCAGAUGGCAUCCUGUCCAGUAGUCUAUACUCCUCAAUUGACAAAGUUGGGUUGUCCUUUGAAAACCUUGACUGUGAUGCAAAGUCAAGGGGUCACUAUCGUAAAUGGGGUGUCUUUUCGACAUAUGGAUCAGCCUCUGCUUUUAUUAGAUCAACACGCAUCCUUCCCCGUCCUGAUUUGCAGGAUGAUUUAGACGAAGAGUUUCUUCGACUACCAGAUCAGCUACAGGAACUUCAGGUGCUUUCACAGCAGCUAAGGGACAUUAGUGACCAGAUGAGCCAACCGGUCAUCACUAGCUGGGAAUCUCUGGAGAGCCAGAUGACCUCCGUCAGAUCACCAAUGGUUCAAGUGAGAAUGCAGGAACCAUUGUUGGAAAAAAAGUGUGAUGAAAAUCCUAAAUCCCAGAGAGAAUCUGUUCCUGAUGUUCCUCUCACACACCAGGACCAUUUAGAGAAAACAGAGGAGCCUCCUACCAGAAUCCAGAUGAUUAGCCAAGACGUCAAUAGGCGGAACUUGAGGGAAGUGGAAGCUAUUAUGGAUCAGCUGAGGGGAUUGUCAGUGUCUGAGCUUCAGGGGACAAUGCAAACAGAUGAAAAUGAGACCAAAGAGUCACUAAUGCAGCACAUACAGGCAUUUUGCUCAAACCUAGAAAUGCUGAUUCAAUGGCUGCACAAGGUAGUAGAGAAAGUAGAGCUGCUUUCUCCACCCACGGUUGAUCUGGAGAGUGUUAAAUCAUCCUUGGCUGAUUACAAGAGUUUUCAGGAGGAAGUUCAAGCUCAUAAGCCCCUCACAGCAGAUGUUCUGCAGACUGGAGAGAUGCUUUUGCAUUGUAUGAAUUCAGCCUCUCCAUUUCUAAAAGACACACUGAUGCUGAUUGAGCGCCAGUCUCACACACUGGAAAUCCACUCAGAGUAUCUUUUCUCCUCUAUUCUGUCUGCCAUGGACUGCCUCACUGAUCCCACAUCUGAGGAAUCGUCAGAAGUGAUUUCCUGAGAAUCACCAGGAUUCUGGGAAUGUGAAGGCCCGGUCCGCUUACUGUCCUCACUACUUGACUCACGCAGCAGUUAUCUUUGUUUUAUACGGUUAUCACGUUUACUGUCCAGAAGUGGUGUUUUUUUGCUGAUCACAAGCUUGUGUUAUCUGUCGCAACAUACUUUCACUUUACACUUUAAAUACCGGCUUGUGAUUGUUUAACGUAUUACUAUAAAUAUUUGUGUCGUAUCGUCAAAAUUGUCCUGAGAUGAUCUAAUUUAUUAAUACUGUUCAGCUCUGCAGAAGAGGUGCACAGACAUGGUGCCAAUCGUGAGCGUGAUCUCAGGUUAUUAGCCAUUAAGUUUUAAUGGAGACCAGUGCAGCCUCCAUUAGCAUCUCUGCAGCUUUAGUUCCCCUUCUGUGCCUCAAACGUAUAUUGUAUUUUCAGACUGAUCAAUAAUGUGAUUCAUGUUUUCUUAGCUGAAAAUACAAGUUAUUUAUCUUACACAAUGUCCUAUUGUGUAAGAGGGAAAUUUCAUCUAAAAAUGUAAUUCCUGUCAUCAUUUACUUACCCUAAUUUUCCAACAGUAUGCUUUUCUUCUCUUUGCACCAAAGAACACAUUUUGAAAAAUAUCUGGCAACCAAGUUAAAGGUUACCAAUGUUUUUCAGUUUCUGUUUUUUAUUCCAAAGAAAGGAAAUCAUGCCUGUUUAAAAUAUUAGAAGAUAAAUAAACGUUGACAUAUAUUUAAGGCUGAACUAUCCCUUUGGUUUAAAAAAUAAAAACUCUACAAUAUUGAAAUAACUUUUACUGCACUGUUAUAAAUGCUGGGUUCUACCUUCAUGUUGUCCCAACACAAAUCAAUUAAGAUUUAAUAUUAAUUAAAUCUAUUAGGUUGUAAGUCAUUUUUACAAAUUUAAGUGGACUAAACAUUAAACAAUUAAAGUUGCCCCAAAAGAAAUGUAAGAAUUGUGUUGUUUCAACUCAUCCUAAAUAAGUAUCUUCAGAUCGCGCUGCGAAAAAGGUGAUUUUUCUCAAUUUUUCUUUGUAUUUUUAAUUACAAAUCUCUAUAGACUCUUAAUUCAAGAUACAUUUACUUGGGAAGUCAAUAAGUUGAUACAUAAUUAAAUUCAUUUGCAUAUUCUAUUGACAUUUGUAAUUGUUUUAAAUGUAAAAUGAAAUUAACAUUCUUAAUGAAGUCUCUCAAAAAACAAAACUUAAUUUCUUCAUUUUGCAUCUCAAAUUAAUCUUGAUUUAAUAAUGUUUAUAUAUUUGUAUUGACAUUUUUAAAUAGUUCUUUGCAAUCAAGUUUUAAUGCUAGAUUCAAAACUUCUAACUACUUUAUAUGGCCCUAAAUUGUGGAAGGCCAAAUUAAAGGGGCACUAAGUAAAAUUUGCCAACAAUGUCGAAAAUUGAAAGCACCAAAACAAACAUCUGCUACCCAACAUGACAUCACCCAUUUUUAAAAAUCUCUGCUAUAGUUAGACACGCCCUUUACUGCUGAUUGGCCCUAAGUAUGUUUCAACACCAGCAUUUUUCAGAUAAUGCUUAGAGCACCUUUAAGUCUCAUUAGGAAAUACCAUCAGUAUGUUACUAUUAUUUAGAGAUCUGACAAAGUAAGAACUGAAAUGUACACAAUGCGAAUCAUUUAAGCUGGAUGAUUUCGACAUCAAUUAAACAAAAACCUUGAGGCAGAAUGUUUUGGAGAUGUUAAGCUGCAGAGAUCAUGUCUACAUGCACAGACUGAUGCGUAACUGUUUUUGCAUUGACAUGUCCUUUUUAACAAUA